ACCACCUCUCACUUUCCUUUUCCCUUCCCUUCCCCAGGUGCAGGAUGGCCGUCCGGAACGUGCUGCUGACUGGCUGCUCAUCUGGCAUCGGGCAAGCACUGGCCGUGCGCCUGGCCAGAGAUGAGCUGAAGCGCUUCCGAGUUAUCGCCACGAUGAGGAAUCUGGAGAAGAGAGAAGCCCUGGAGCGGGAAGCCGGGCCUGCCUUGGACAAGACGCUGGAAAUCAAGGAGCUGGACGUGGGCAGUGAGCAGUCCAUCCGGCGCUGCGUGGAGAGCAUCCCCCAACGCAAGGUGGACGUGCUCGUGAGCAAUGCCGGCGUGGGCAUGAUCGGCCCAGUGGAGAGUCACAGCAUGGCUGCCGUCCAGCGCCUCUUCGACACCAAUUUCUUCGGAGCGGUGCGCCUGAUUCGUGAGAUCUACCCCGACAUGAAGCGGCGACGUGAGGGCCACAUUGUGGUGAUGAGCAGCGUCUUGGGGCUCCAAGGCCUCUUCUUCAACGACUUCUACUGCGCCUCCAAAUUCGCUGUGGAAGGAUUCUGCGAGAGCCUGGCCCUCCAGGCUCUGAAGUUUGGGGUCAACAUCAGUUUAAUUGAGCCGGGACCGGUCGUAUCAGAGUUCGAGAGGAAGCUCUACGAAGAGGUGGACAGCCUGGAUCUCUCUGGGGUGGACAAAGAGACGCAGGAUCUCUUCAAGGGACUCUACAUGGCCUACUCCAAGGACGUCUUCACCGCGCUGGGGCAGUCUUCGGAAGAGGUGGCCGAGCACGCCAUGAAAAUCAUCACGUCCGAGAAGCCUCCCUUCCGGUACCAAACGAACAGCCUCUACACGCCCAUCACCACCCUCAAGCACGCCGAUCCCAGCGGCGUCCUGCCCCUCAAUGCCUUCCACCAGAUGGUCUUCCAGCACGACCGGCUCUUCAAAGCCAGCCUCAGCCUUCUGAAGAUGCUCCAGUGGAGGAAGCGGCGGGAUAUGGACCACGGCCGGGGCCCCUGAGAAGAAGGCCCCGAGGAGGCCACGCCUUGUAGUCCCUCACUUAGAACAUUCCCUACUUUUACGGCUUCCUAGAGAGUUUUAUGUUGAGUUAGACCCCUCCCCUCGAGUUCCGUGUCACGGUGGCCACUUUCGGGAAAGUCGCGGAAAUGGGUCAGGCCAAGUCAAAGAAAUGGGUCAGAUGUCAUGAGAAGUCAGAGAAAAGGCAAUUAAGACAUGCUUUUGAAACAAAUGCUGCUGCAAGAGGACAACCUGAACAUACGGCAGUGGAAACAGAGAGCCAGUUUGAUGUAGUGGAGAAGUGGGCGGAUUCUUAUCUGGGAGAGCCGGGUUUGAUUCCCCACUCCUCCACUUGCACCUGCUGGAAUGACUGAGGGUCAGCCGUAGCUCUCGCAGAAUUGUCCUUGAAAGGGCAGCUUCUGUCAGAGCUCUCUCAGCCCACCUACCUCACAGGGUGUUUGUUGUGGGGGAGGAAGGGAAGGUGAUUGUAAGAGAGCCAGUUUGGUGUCAUGGUUACGGGCACAGACUCUUAUUUGGGAGAACCAGGCUUGAUUCCCCAGUCCUCCACUUGUACCUGCUGGCAUGGCCUUGGGUCAACCAUAGCUCUGGCAGAGGUUGUCCUUGAAAGGGCAGCUUCUGGGAGAGCCCUCUCAGCCCCACCCACCUCACAGGGUAUCUGUUGUGAGGGAGGGAGAUAAAUGAGAUUAUAAGCCACUCUGAGACUGAUUCAGAGAGAAGGGCGGGGUAUAAAUCUAUGGUCUUCUUCAAAGAAGUGGCGGGACACAAGUGUAAAGCAACAAUGUACACAUUCUCCAUAAUUUGAUGGUAUGAUCUUGAGAAUAUUUACGGCUGGUUGUGGUUAACAAUAAAACAGAAUACAGUGAA
This is a messenger RNA of Heteronotia binoei (common prickly gecko), 1874 nucleotides long. RefSeq names its product retinol dehydrogenase 8-like. Gene Ontology annotation, molecular function: estradiol 17-beta-dehydrogenase [NAD(P)+] activity. Gene Ontology annotation, biological process: estrogen biosynthetic process. The record is from RefSeq and is a predicted model, not a curated record. Gene Ontology annotation, cellular component: cytoplasm. Lineage: Eukaryota; Metazoa; Chordata; Lepidosauria; Squamata; Gekkonidae. The transcript has 6 exons. The coding region runs from base 45 to 992 and encodes 315 amino acids.